UGAUGGCUCCACCUUCUCUAUUUCCAUUUGUCUGACCUGAUGACUAUUACCACCGAGUCAACCUUCUCUCUAUUGCUGGAAUUUGUAUUAUUUUUAAAUUAAAAAAAUAUUAUGAAGUGAUUUUUUGCAUUUUCUGCUUUGGUUUGUUGGUGUUUCUCUCUGAACCCAACUACACCUCCUUUUUCCUUCUGCUGUUCUCUUCCUGCAAUUCAAUCUCUUUACCAUGCCACAAGAUCAAUUACGUUCGGCAAUCAACUUUGCUUUAAGGGUUUUUGUUUAAUUCUCAAACUAAAUAGUAAAAGUAGGUUUUUUUUUUUUUUUUGCAGAGCUCCUUCGCUUCUUCUUAGAACUCGAGGACAGAUAACUGGAUUUAAGAUGGCUUCAAGCUGGGAUGGUAGUAAUGACCCUGGUAGUCAGUCAGAUGAUAGCCUUCAUUUUGAGAGGUUGCACAUUGAGCCUAUUUAUGAUGCUUUUGUGUGUCCUCUGACGAAGCAAGUUAUGCGUGAUCCCGUUACUUUAGAAAAUGGACGGACUUUUGAACGUGAAGCAAUUGAAAAAUGGUUCAAGGAAUGCAGGGAGAGUGGAAGGAAACUGGUUUGCCCUUUGACUCUGCAAGAAUUAAGAAGCACAGAAAUGAAUCCAAGUAUGGCUUUGCGUAACACCAUUGAAGAGUGGACUACCAGGAAUGAAGCUGCACAGCUGGAUAUGGCUCGCCGCUCAUUGAAUACGGGGAGUCCAGAAAAUGAAACUCUUCAGGCCUUAAAGUAUGUUCAGCACAUCUGCCGAAGAAGCAGGUCGAAUAAACACGUUGUGCGCAAUGCAGGGCUUAUACCAAUGAUUGUUGACAUGCUGAAGAGUGGCAACCGUAAGAUUCGUCAUAGAGCAUUGGAAACCCUAAGAAUUGUGGUAGAGGAUGAUGAUGAGAAUAAGGAGUUUUUGGCUGAAGGGGACACUGUGCGUACGGUAGUAAAAUUUCUUUCCACCGAGCUUUCUAAAGAAAGAGAGGAAGCUGUCUCCUUGCUAUACGAGCUCUCAAAAUCUGAAACCCUUUGUGAGAAGAUUGGUUCAAUCAAUGGAGCUAUUCUUAUAUUAGUUGGAAUGACAAGCAGCAACUCAGAAGAUCUUUCCACAGUUGAGAAAGCUGAUAAAACAUUGGAGAAUCUGGAGAAGUGUGAGAAUAAUGUGCGGCAGAUGGCUGAAAGUGGUAGAUUGAAGCCUCUUCUGACCCAGCUUCUUGAAGGUCCUCCUGAAACCAAACUAUCCAUGGCUGGAUACCUUGGCGAGCUGGUUUUGGACAAUGAUGUUAAAGUUCUUGUUGCUAGAACUGUGGGUUCAUCUCUGAUCAAUAUAAUGAAAAGUGGUAAUAUGCAGUCAAGAGAAGCUGCACUGAAGGCACUAAAUCAGAUAUCAUCAUGUGAGCCAAGUGCAAAGGUUUUAAUAGAGGCUGGAAUACUUUCCCCUCUUGUCAAUGACCUUUUCGCAGUGGGUCCUAAUCUGCUUCCCACAAGAUUAAAAGAGAUCUCUGCUACAAUUCUUGCUAGUGUCGUGAAUUCAGGAGAAGACUUUGAUUCCAUUCCACUUGGUCCUGAUCACCAAACUCUGGUCUCAGAGGACAUAGUUCAUAAUCUACUCCAUCUUAUAAGCAACACUGGUCCAGCAAUUGAGUGCAAACUUCUCCAAGUUCUUGUUGGACUUACUACUUCUCCAACUACGGUUCUGAGUGUUGUUGCUGCUAUCAAAAGCUCUGGUGCCACUAUCAGUCUUGUUCAAUUCAUUGAGGCACCACAGAAAGAUCUACGUGUAGCUUCCAUAAGACUUCUUCAGAAUUUGUCUCCUCACAUGGGUCAUGAACUAGCUGAUGCACUACGUGGCUCUGUUGGACAGCUUGGUAGUCUGAUUAGAGUCAUAUCAGAAAAUACAGGAAUUGCUGAAGAGCAGGCAGCGGCUGUUGGUCUUUUAGCUGAUCUACCUGAGAGGGAUUUGGGCCUUACAAGACAGCUACUGGAUGAAGGUGCCUUUCUGCUGGUCAUAUCUAGGGUGACUGCCAUCAGGCAGGGAGAGAUCAGAGGAAACCGCUUCAUGACGCCAUUUCUUGAAGGUCUUGUCAAGAUUCUUGCACGGGUUACGUAUGUCUUAGCUGAUGAGCCUGAUGCCAUUGCACUCUGCCGUGAGCACAAUCUAGCAGCAUUGUUUAUUGAACUGCUUCAGACCAAUGGACUUGAUAAUGUACAGAUGGUUUCUGCUACAGCUUUGGAGAAUUUAUCACAAGAAUCAAAAAAUCUAACCACAUUGCCGGAGUUGCCAUCGCCGGGUUUUUGUGCUUCGGUCUUUACCUGCUUCAGCAAACAGCCAGUAAUAACUGGAUUGUGUAGGAUCCACCGAGGGAUGUGUUCUUUGAAAGAAACAUUUUGUCUGUGGGAAGGGCAGGCAGUCCUUAAGUUAGUAGCUCUGCUGGACCACACUAAUGUGAAUGUGGUUGAGGCGGCACUUGCAGCCUUAUCUACUUUAAUAGAUGAUGGAGUAGAUAUUGAGCAAGGAGUUUUGGUGUUGUGUGAAGCAGAGGCAGUGAAGCCUAUACUUGAUGUGUUACUUGAGAAACGGACUGAAAUUUUGAGGAGGAGGGCAGUUUGGGCAGUGGAGAGACUAUUGCGAACAGAUGAUAUAGCCUACGAAGUUUCUGGAGAUCAAAAUGUGAGUACUGCACUUGUGGACGCUUUCCAGCAUGGUGACUAUCGAACUAGGCAGAUUGCUGAGCGUGCCCUCAAGCAUGUUGACAAGAUACCCAACUUCUCUGGAAUCUUUCCAAACAUGGCAUAAAUAUAGACAUGUUGUAGAUGCUUCCCUGUGAAGCUGAUAAUUACAAAAUUUGUGUGUAAUUUCCUGUUUUGUUCGAAGCAGUUUUGGAUUAUCUAUGGUUAUCGUCUGCUACGCAUUGAUCCAACUGAAGUUGGGAAUGUUGUAUACAAAUUAUCCAUUCUUUUAGGAGGUGUUCAUUGUUGAUCAUGAUUUUGUCGCUUUUUUUGACCCCCUUUGAACUGCACAAUAAAUGUUGUACCUUUGAGUAAUAAUAGUAUUGAUAUGUCUGCCCC
This is a messenger RNA of Gastrolobium bilobum, 3089 nucleotides long. RefSeq names its product U-box domain-containing protein 44-like. NCBI's taxonomy places the organism in Eukaryota, Viridiplantae, Streptophyta, Magnoliopsida, Fabales, Fabaceae. The transcript has 4 exons. Gene Ontology annotation, biological process: protein ubiquitination. Gene Ontology annotation, molecular function: protein binding; ubiquitin-protein transferase activity. Bases 376 to 2817 code for a protein of 813 amino acids. The record is from RefSeq and is a predicted model, not a curated record.